AUGACGGUGGGAGCAAGACUGCGGAGCAAGGCGGCCCGUACGUUCCCGCGCCGCGGGGCCCGAGGGCGAGGGCGGACGGAGGGGGACGAGGAAGCCAUCCUAGAGCACCUGGAAGGCGAGGACGAGACGGCCGAAAGCGGCGCUUGCGGGACGAGCGCGCCGCGUCCGGGGACCCGCAGUGCGCGGAGGGUGCACCUUGCGAGCCUGCCCGACCGUUACGAACCGCUGGAGGAACAGGUGCCGGACGACAAGCCCAAGAAGAAGUACCGGCAGAAGCUGAAGAAGUACGGCAAGAACGUUGGGAAGGUCAUCAGCAAAGGAUGCCUCUACAUUGUUGUGGGCCUGCAAGGGUUUGCUGCAGCCUACUCGGCGCCAUUUGGAGUUGCCACCAGCGUGGUGUCGUUCGUGCGCUAGUGGGAGCCACUGGAGCAGGCACCACAAGAAAAAAUGGAAGCCUUUGUCCAGGAAACAGUACUAAUCCAGAAGAAUGUUGGACUUGAACCCACAGAACAUCUGGAAGAGAAAAAAAAAAAUGUCUAUUGGAUGAGUGUCAUGAAUGAGUCAUUCCUGCCCACUGCUGAGCUUUCUUUCUCUCGGGCACAAGUGGAUCCAGUGGUCAGUCCUGCAGAGAAUUAGGCCAAGGUCAGGUUUGAUAUGAGUUUUCUAAAGCCAGAAUCUUCAUAUGAAAGCAGCAAGGGCUAGGGUGGAGAUAGACACUAGCAGAUCAGGCAGUGUGGGUGGGUGUGAGUGGUAAUGUUGAAGAGGCAAGAUGAUGCUGACCUGGUUUUCAAGAUUCUUCUGGAAAGAUGAUGGGAUAACAGGAACUUGACUUCCUUGGUCCUGCACACAGCAGAGGGGUUGUUUAUUUCUUCCGUCUCCUUUUUCCACCACUCUAGCACCAGAAAGAAGUAAUGAGAAAAAUCUCUUUUAAGGGCCACCAUGUUUUGAACUGUGCAAACACCUAUGCAUUGGAUGUUUGAAGUUGCUAAAAAAAAAAAAAAAAGUAUCAUUUUCCCCAUCUCUGCAUGAAUGUGUAGCUGGCAGUGAGAGAAAGCGAACAGCUAAGUUUAGAUGCAGACCAGUUGGCUGGGACAGGCUGCUGGAGGGCUAACACCUGAGGCCUGCUGUGGCCAGCCAUGUGUUUGGGGCUGACCACUCUCCCCUGCAAAUGCAUGGCAGGCUGCAGCCCAGGCCUGCUAGCCACUUCAGCUUACUGCUGACAACUGCCCAUCCUGACCCUUGUCAUGGGCCUGCCAACGGUGCUUUGUUUGGGGACACAUGAGAAGAGGGAAACAUAACACCUAUGAAUGGAAGUGAGGAUUUCAAGAAGGAAGCAGUAAGUGGGAGAUAGGUGUAAAGGAAGUAGAAAUAAGACAUCAGAGGUGUUGGAAGACAGCAGUGAAAGUCCAAGAGCCAGAGAAGGAGUCUUGGUGUUGGGGAAUUGCAGUGGGCUGGACCCUAGGCUCUGUGUAGUACCUGGAGGACCUGGGAAUCCUGAGGUGCAGUGGUGGGACUUAAAACAUUUCUGAGGCUCAGGAGCUGACAUAAACUUUGGUGAUACCUUUCCUUUUCUUGGCUGCCUGGUUUAACCUCAUCUCACUUGGCUCAGAGUUUGGGGAGAAUGUCAGUCCUGAGCCUGGUAAUAAACAAGGAUGAUUUGUGGUGCCACUGGGGCCUGGAAAGAGGUGAAAGACAGAAGAGGUUUCUCUUACCAUGCCCUUUCACCAACCUCCAUGAUAGGCCACCACUCUGCCUUUGUGACUGUAACAUCCACAAGUCCUGUCUGAAGUGCAGGAUCAGGCCAAACCCAUCUUUGCCCCAGAAGGUUUCCUAGGACAUGCAAAGGAGGUCCUGAGCAUCAUGGAACAAGCCCAAUCAAGGACCUCUGAGAGGAAGAAGAGAUGGUGGAGAGGCAGGCAGGCAGACAGAUAGACCAAGGACAGGGUGGAGAUAGAUGUGGCUCUGAAGUUAGACUUUGUUUCCCCUUAUGGAGGCUCAUGUUGAGGAUAUACUGGGACCAGUACCUGCCUCAUGAGAAAAAGUAGAACCAAGGAAGUUUGUUUUCCACCUUGCCUUUUGAUGUCUGUAUUGAAAAAAAAAAAAAAACAAGGUCAAGCACAUCUGGCCAUGUAAUUCCUAAAAUCUAGUUAAGAAUUAACUUGAAAAGUCAGGAGUCAAAACUCCACAGAGAUGACUGUCCUGGGCAGUCAAGUUCCCUUGUAGAAGAGAUGGACCUCAGUGGGUGCUCAGCGUGCGGAGCCCUUUCCACAACCCUGGGCCACAGUGGUUUUCACAGGCUCAGUUCCUCAAGCCAAAGACCUUGGAUCCCAUUAGAAAAGACCUUGUCCUCUGUUUAAAUACCUGGGCCCUCACCCUACAGAAAUGAGUUUUAAAGCUUCCCCUGUGUAUGCUUGACCAAGAGGCUUCUUUUGUAUGCUUCUGUUGUCCUAUUAUGUGAAUAAAAGUACCAACUU
Messenger RNA from Ochotona curzoniae (black-lipped pika), 2474 nucleotides. It is a transcript of the gene CUNH1orf115, whose product is annotated as chromosome unknown C1orf115 homolog. The transcript has 2 exons. The record is from RefSeq and is a predicted model, not a curated record. The coding region runs from base 1 to 414 and encodes 137 amino acids. Lineage: Eukaryota; Metazoa; Chordata; Mammalia; Lagomorpha; Ochotonidae.